AUGGAUUUCCAAUCUUUUUCCUUUGCCCCACAUGUGAUUCAAAACGCUUUGAAUUUGGCUAUAGGAUGGAGCUCUACCGUUGAAGUAGCAGACUAUGAAGUCUUUGUGCAAUUCUGCACCUUCUUCGAACACUUCAUCUGGAAUUCUGACUCUAGGUGUUCCCUUCUCAGAGAAGGAUUCAGGAGCCAAUUUUUGAAGAGAUUUAUCCUCAAAAGCUCUGAUUCUAGCUGCCAGGGAUGGAGAUUUUGUUUCUGGGGUAGGUUGUGGAGGAACAGUAACUUGCGGGUUCGGAGUCUGUGGGGGUUUGACAGUUUGGUUUUUAGGAGGGGUAGUUUUCUGGCUUACGGGUUGAGGGUGGGAUGGAGAAGAGGUUUGAAUGGUUUGGAAAUGACGCUGGGACUUAGGGGGGAGAAUAAUAAGUAA
Microthlaspi erraticum is the source of this 423-nucleotide messenger RNA. The record is from the annotation of a GenBank genome assembly. NCBI's taxonomy places the organism in Eukaryota, Viridiplantae, Streptophyta, Magnoliopsida, Brassicales, Brassicaceae.